CUAGAAGUCAUUUUCCGGAUGGGCCAGCAGGAGGAGCGUCACAAGUGCUUGGCGAUUCUGAUUGUUUCCCUUAAAUUGCUUUUGAUAAGCAGAGACUGUUGUGUACUAGUGUGUUAACGCUUUCAUUGUGAAUAAUGGCUGGAAACUGUUUUUUGCCCGGAUCAUAAUGCAUCGAAAAAAUGGGCAGAAGUGUGAGACGUCAUUUAAGGAAACACUUAUGAAAUGUGUCUUACGUUCCAGGAAAUGGAUGAAACCAAACAGGUUUUGGAGCUUCUGGCAGUACUCGCUUUUACAGAAAUGUGUUUUUUGUAAAGUCAGGAAACAGAGAGAAAAGUUGCCUGUGGCAGGAAGUAAGUGUGAAGGCACUAAAGGAAAACAUCAUAAGCAGAAUGCAGUAACCAGCUGCAAUUCUACCUCCCAGAAAUCGAAAAAGAAGAUUUCAUCCACUGUUAUCUCUGAAAAAUUAAAGAAUGGUCGUCUCGUCUCAGAGCAGAGCUUGAUAAGUUCAAGAGGAGGACAACUCCACCAACUAGGACAACAUUCUCCUGGAGCAAGGAGGCAAGUUUUAGAUAAAGCUGUUUCUGGUGAAAACUGUUUCAUUGUUGUAAAUUGUGGCAAAGACAACCAUAGCACAAAAAAGCAAACAUCAGAACUAAAGUCUGUCACUAAAGCCAGUAAAAAAGAGAAGUAUGUAACAUUGGCAUGCAGGUCAAGGCUCCUUAAAGUACAUCCAACUAGAAAGUCAAAGAACAGUUUCUUUUUCAAGUUGAUGCAGUGCAGGAGACUCAGUCACCUAAAUCUUUGGACUCGAAGCAGAGCUGGAAAGGUGCCCAGUCAGAGGCAGAAAAAUAUCGACCAACCAAAACCCUCCUUCUGGGCUUUUGGUGGACAACAAAAAAAGGUCUGCCAUGAGGAACUGGGAUCAAAACAUGUAAUAAAAAAAGAAACCAGCAAUAAGCGACUGAAUAAUAGAACACAAAAGCAAAAACCAAAUAAUGCUAAAAGGAAUGGGGUAAAAGAAACAAAUGCAGAAAAAAAUAAUAUGCGUAGAUCAUCUUUUUCUAAGUCUACUUUGAGCAAGGCUGUCUCACAUGAUUCAAACUCUGACUGUAAACUGCUAGAACCGCAAUGCAAUAGUACGGCGCCCAAGCGCAAAAAAAAAACGAACUGCCACACAGUGUCAAGAGAAAGAGAAGAAUGUAGCUGCAGUACAUCGAGGAAAUCAAAAAAUACCGUGUGUCAAGAGCAGAAUCCUAAAGCCAAGGACGAUACGAUGCGCAAUGCUAACGAACAAGUAAAUCUGACCAUUAUAAAUGGGUCUUGUGACGCAGAUACUGAUGGAAGUUGUGGUAUGGAUGUGGAUCUAUCUUUGCAAUGUUCUGAUCCUUUUCAAGAGCAAUUGCAGGAUCAUUUGUAUUGCAAAAUCUCUAGCAGGUUUGUUACUGAAACAAUACAUACUGACGACUUGAGAAAAGGGGAGAAAAAGGUGUCAAGACAGCUUCAGUCCCAUGAAAUUGGGAAUGAAGAAAUGAGGGAAAUAAUCCAUGAUUUUUUGGAGGAGUUUUAUGGAAAGUAUGGAAGUUACAUUCCUCUUACCGAAAAUGACGUAUUAGAAAAGUUAAAACAGGUUUUAAAUACAGAUGUUUCUGACAGAAAAUCUUUCAUUUUCACGGAAGUCAUGAAGUAUCAGGCUACUCUUGCUGUUGUUCCAAUGGGUAAUUUUAAAGUGACCUACAACAAGCAUACCUUAACAUUAGAAGACUUGUCUACGUUAGAUGGACAGAACUGGCUUAAUGAUCAGGUUAUAAACAUGUAUGGUGAGUUGAUCAUGGAUGCUGUUCCUCAUAAGGUUCAUUUUUUUAAUAGUUUCUUUUAUAGGCAGCUGGCAACCAAAGGGUAUGAAGGAGUGAAGAGGUGGACCAAAAAGGUAGACUUAUUCAGCAAAAACCUUUUGUUGGUUCCUAUUCAUCUACAGAUCCAUUGGUCUUUAAUUACUGUUGAUAUACCAAACCAAAACAUUCAGCUCUAUGACUCUCAAGGAAUUCACAUUAAAUUUUUAUUGGAGAACAUUGGGAAAUAUAUAUUGACUGAAGCUAAGGAAAGGAACAAACCAGUUUUUCAAAAAGGAUGGAAAACUAUUCAGAGUAAGACAAUUCCCCAACAAAAGAAUGACAGUGACUGUGGAGUUUUUGUACUACAGUACUGCAAGUGCCUGGCCUUGGGACAGCCUUUUCAGUUCUCACAAGAAGACAUGCCCAAAGUGCGCAAGAGAAUAUACAAGGAGCUUUGUGAAUGCAGACUUUUUGACUGAAAAACUAGAGCCUCGAGUGUUUGCUACUGUUCCGAUAUUCAUCCUUACUGGCCAAGAGUGGACAUUCUUUGAAUGCGCUUACUUAUCGGACGUUAUUCUCACAUAUUUCUGACCUACUCAAGACCUUUUAUGGGAUUAAAACUGAGGUAUUCAGUGGCAUGAAAAUGGUUGCUUAUUUUUGUAAGCAGUUAUAACAAAUUCAGCAAAAGGGAAACAGUGUGUUUUAAUAACUGGAUGAAGUGCCUAUGUGGUGUGUUCAUUUUUGAUCUUGUUGAAUGCAUUGUUUGUUAGAAAACAAAUCAUUUUGUGAGCCAUGGGCCAUACUCAGCCUUCUGAGGGUAAAUGCAGAGGCUGGCUAUGGCAAAUCAUUUCUGUUACCUCAAGUGAAGUGUUAAAGGUUGUCGGCGUUCAAUACAAGUUACUGUAUUGGUUGGCCUGUCUUCGUGCAGGUCUAGAUGUGCGCAUUUGAGACACACACACAUGCACAAUGUGCAUUUAAACUGAUCUUAAGCCUACGCAGCCUUACAGGCUGAUUAAAAGACCACCAAAUCAUUCUGAGAUUGCUAAUUAUUUAAAGGUCAGAUUGAUUUUAAAGUCUUAGUUAAAUAACGGAACUUUGAUUCCUUAAAAGAAACACACGUAUUCUUUUGGUGAAUAUGUAUGUUUCAGAAGUAGUAUUUGUUGCAUUCUGAACCACUGGAUACAAAUGAAAGAAAACACAUUUGUUAGUUUUCCUUGUAGAAGCAAAUUAGUUUGUGAGUUAGUGAUCUGUUUUUAAUAUU
Polypterus senegalus (gray bichir) is the source of this 3093-nucleotide messenger RNA. It is a transcript of the gene senp5, whose product is annotated as SUMO specific peptidase 5. Gene Ontology annotation, biological process: protein desumoylation. Gene Ontology annotation, molecular function: deSUMOylase activity. The transcript has 10 exons. Bases 167 to 2311 code for a protein of 714 amino acids. Gene Ontology annotation, cellular component: nucleus. The record is from RefSeq and is a predicted model, not a curated record. Lineage: Eukaryota; Metazoa; Chordata; Cladistia; Polypteriformes; Polypteridae.